AUGCUUUCGGAGCAGACGUCCCUGGACGGCCUGAUGCACUUUCCAAAAACGAGUGGGGGUAGGUCGAACCAGGUAACCCAAGGCUUCCACACUAAGACAAGUCACUUCGCUGGCAUGAAGGUUGAGCCCCAAGCCAUCGAACUUCAAGCGGAGUUGCUCCAUGGCCGAGCGGCCAAGCCUGACACUCGGGUCCAUCUAUCCAUCGGGCCAAGAAUGUGCGAUCCCAAGAGGAAGUCAGACGACGCGGAGGAUGGCUGUCGAGACAGAGUGUGGCUCGAUACGAGAAGGCUGGGUGGGCGUCUAGCAGCGAUGUGGCAGAAGCUGGGCUCGGAUGUCCAGUUGUGCUGUCGCGCCGCCGAGCGCUUCCUCGAGGACAUGAUGUUCGGCCACAGUUAUUCGGCUGUCCAUUUCCCUGGCCGGUGA
Molecule: messenger RNA, 423 nt
Organism: Symbiodinium sp. CCMP2456
Lineage: Eukaryota; Dinophyceae; Suessiales; Symbiodiniaceae
Source: the annotation of a GenBank genome assembly